Messenger RNA from Penicillium subrubescens, 819 nucleotides. RefSeq lists its product as uncharacterized. The coding region runs from base 1 to 819 and encodes 272 amino acids. NCBI's taxonomy places the organism in Eukaryota, Fungi, Ascomycota, Eurotiomycetes, Eurotiales, Aspergillaceae. The record is from RefSeq and is a predicted model, not a curated record. The transcript has 2 exons.
AUGCGGCCGCUUUCCAAGAUCCAUUGCGUCAUCCCACAUAAUUCCUCAAUCACACCCACUCCAGCUCCAGCACUCACGACACUCUUUACACGCUCUCCCUAUUCAACCUCUUCAACUCGUAUCUCUCCGCUUCAACAUAUUAUCCAGACCCGUUACCUCCACCGUCUACCUUCGUCUCCUCGUGCCAUCAACCACUCACAAAAGACCUUCCAAACCCGCCCACCCUCCUCAGUCCGCAUCCCCGCAACUCAAACCUCCCAGUCCCCUCGCUCAGCAGACUUCUCCACAUCCUCAACAACAACCAUGUCCUCAGACGACGCCUACAUGUCCUUCCUGGACAAAGCAAACGCAGACCUCAACGCUGGCCGACCCCAGCAAGGGGCCACCGAGACUGCUCGCACCGAGACCGUCGAUGCGAAUACCCAGGUUCCGAAGGCGCUGCAGUCGGUCGAUGCUUAUUAUGUUUCCGAUGCGGACGAGCCGUUUGAACCCGUUGCGCUAAAGUGGGAGGGUGCUUCGAAGGGGGAUUGGCCUAGUCCAGAUCAAUUCUCCCGCCUCAUUUCCCCCUCCGCCGAUCUCUCCCAGGCCAUUUCAACCCUGAGCCCAUCCUCCUUCGAUCCAAAGAACCAGUAUGCCUCCGUCCUGCGUGCCGUGCGCUCGGCAGCUGUGGAGAAGGACUCGGAUGCCGAUCAGUCUGGUGUUGAGAUUAAGGUCUACCAGGUAGAACUGACUAGUACGAAAUUGGAGUAUUGGGUGCUGGCAUUGGAUGUUCCUGGGAGUCGGGUGGUAGGCCUGCGAGCGAAGGCUUUUGAGUCGUAA